Messenger RNA from Dermacentor andersoni, 6428 nucleotides. RefSeq names its product MAGUK p55 subfamily member vari (gene vari). NCBI's taxonomy places the organism in Eukaryota, Metazoa, Arthropoda, Arachnida, Ixodida, Ixodidae. Gene Ontology annotation, molecular function: protein binding. The record is from RefSeq and is a predicted model, not a curated record.
AAUCUCUCGGCGGCGUCCGGGCAGCCGACAAGCAUCGCCGCCGACACCGGUCCCAGUUUGAAAGUUGCCCGGCAGCUCCUCCGCGAACGUGUGCUCCUGACCGGUGCUCCUCUUUGCCGUGUUGCGUUCGGCGGGCGCGCGUAGCAGGCGCUUUUUCCUCGCGCGUGCGCUGUGUGCGCCGAGCGCUGUGUUUGUUUUCUCCGACCGCUGUUGGCGCGAACCCCGGACCGACAAAGUCCCUCAGCAGGCCAGCCCGCGGGUGCGGGGUGGCGAAGUAUGGUUCUGUGCGGCGGACAUGUGGCAGACGAUGACGCCCGCAGGUUGCUGCGCAGCACCGAGCAGCUCAACCAACAGAAGCAAGGCACUGCAUUUCAGCAUGUCAGAGAGAACAUUGAGGACCUCAAUGGGCGUGUGGGUGCUCGGGACACUGACCUCAUCUUUCUUAAGGGUCUCAUGGAAUCACCUGUUAUGAACUGCUUAGUUCAGGUUCAGGAUCAUCUCGAAGAGAAAACUACAACUUUCAAGCCUGUCUCUACAAACAAUGUAGAACUUCUGCGGGAUGUGUGCCAGGCUUGCCGACGGGUCAAUAAUCGUGAUGCCCAAGAACUUGCCAACAUCCUUAGUGGUCCUCACUUCUCAGCUUUGCUCAAUUCCCAUGAUGCUGUAGCUACGAAAAGCUAUGAACCUGCCAAGCCACUGGCUCUUGAGAAAGAAGCGCCAGCAAUGACACCUGAAACCUUGAAUGACACUAUCAGAAUGGUGGGGAUCAGAAAGAAUGAUGAUGAGCCCUUGGGCAUAACAGUACGGGUGGAGAAUGACAACUUGAUCAUUGCCCGCAUCCUUGCUGGUGGCAUCAUUGACAGGCAAGGGCUGUUGCAUAUUGGGGAUACAAUCCUGGAAGUGAAUGGUGUACCAGUCCACACUCCUGAACAGCUGCAGUUGCAACUGAAAAAGGCUCAAGGCAGUGUUGCAUUCAAGAUACUUCCCUCUUAUCAAGACAGCCUUCCAACUUUUCAGUGUUUUGUGAAAGCACUGUACACAUAUGAACCAUCAAAAGAUACCCUCCUGCCAUGCAAAGAAAUUGGGCUUGCCUUCAAGCAAGGUGACAUUCUACAAGUGCUCAAUCAGGAGGACCCGAAUUGGUGGCAGGCCAGGAGGGUCUCUGCCUCGGGUCCAGCAGGCCUUAUUCCAUCUCAGGAACUUGAGGAACGAAGACGAGCUUUUGUGCGGCCAGAAUAUGACUAUGCAACAAAGACAAAAAUGUGCGGCACAAAGAUCACAAAGAAGAAGAGGAAAACAAUGUAUGAAAGCAAGGCAUCAGCAGAGUUUGAAAAAGCUGAGCUACUGCUGUAUGAAGAGGUUGCCCGGAUGCCACCAUUUGAGCGCAAGACACUGGUACUUGUUGGAGCACGAGGUGUUGGCAGACGUUCACUGAAGAAUAAGCUUAUCAGCUAUGACCCUGUGCACUUUGGAACACCACUUCCCCACACAUCUCGACCUAUCCGGGAGACAGAAACAGAUGGCAAAGUAUAUUAUUUUGUAUCACGAGAGGUGAUGGAAGCUGACAUAGCUGACAACAAGUACCUCGAAUGGGGCGAGCAUAGUGGUCACCUCUAUGGCACCAAGCUGGACACCCUGCGUGCUGUCAUCCGCUCCGGAAAGAUGUGUGUAGUGGACUGCAGCCCCCAGUAUCUGAAGAUCCUGAACACGCCUGAGUUCAUGCCUUAUGUGGUCUUCAUUGCUGCACCUCAGCUGGAGCACUUUCGGCAGAUGCAUGAAUACGGACGUCAUCAUGGAUAUGGAAGCAGCCGUAACCUGACGUUUGACCGAGCCAUGAGUCGACAUGGUUCACGGCGGGCAAGAACCCUUGAAAGCUUGGCAUCUCUCCAGGAGGAUGAAGAUCUCAAGAGGACCAUUGAGGAAAGUGCCCAACUUCAAAGAGCAUAUGAGCGAUAUUUCGACACCGUGCUUGUGAACAACAACUUUGAAAAGACCUUUGAACAGCUCAAGGAUGUGAUUGAUUCAUUAUCAACAGAGCCUCAGUGGGUUCCCAUUUCAUGGGUUUACUGAGAUUUCCUUUUGCUAGUUUGAUGCAGUUGAAAGUCUCAAAGUAACCCGGUUUUAGUUGGCCUAUGUGAAUUAACUGUGUUAGCAGUAAGAAAUUAAACAUCUGAAAGUAUUUUAAGAUUUUAAAAGCCAUUUUUUAACAUAAGGAGUUGAUGCUGAUUGGGUUUAUGUCUAAUGUAGCAGUGAUACGAGGGAGGACCCAAAGCAAUGAGAAUUAUUCUUCUUUAGUUAGCAUAGUUCUAACAUUCCCAAACAUUAAUCGCCUUCAAAGCACUUCCUUUGAGAUUCAAUGGACUUGUCCUACUGCUGUAUCCAAUGUUCAGAACUGUACAGCAACUCUUGCAAACUGAUGACCCUCAGUGCUUUUGUUGUUUUCACUUUAGCUUUUCCACAUUUUGAAAAAAACUUCUGUUGAAUUAUUUUCACUUUUGCAGAUGAGUUGCAAGGGGUAAACUAUGAGGAGUAUAUGGAGAAUGAGGCUGCGUUGUCAUCUCAUUUUUGUCAGAAAGUGCUGCACAUUCAGUGCUAUGCAGAUGGGACUGUUGCCAUUUGUCCGAGUUACACAGAUUGAGGUGUUUUCUUUGAACUACAUCACAUGACUGAUUGAGCAUUUCAGUGUAAGAAUGCUGAUUGGCUGUCUGACCUUGUGGUACAAAUUAAAAAAGCACAAGCCCUUGGAUAUAAAAGAAAUUCACGAAAGGGAACAGAACUUGAGGCACACCUGUUGCUCUUUUACAUCCACUAUCGCAAAACUGAUUCAGACAGCCACAGAGGCUCAAAAGAAAAAAAUGCAGUGAGCUGGUGAAACUUUACACAAGGACACUGCUUGGCCAGCCGAUGCAGACGAUAGUGGAAUAGGUGUGCCUGUGUCACGGAUCGGUAUUAAAUCCCCUUUUGCCUCAGUGAAACAAUUGUCAUACUUUUGGGUCCCCUCUCGUAUAGUAGCUACACUCUUAAAACGGUUGCACCCUUUGGGGAGUAUAUUUGUCCCACAACAAUAAUCGUCAUCUGCCUUGCUUGUGUUUCCUUUCUUGAAAACUCGGCGCUCGAUACUUUCCUGUCGAGAAUGCUGCGUCACACAGAUAACGCGCUUGCUGUUCGUGACUGGAAAGUACCUAGCUCGCAUCGUUAAAGAAAGGAAACGCGGGCAAGACAGAUGACGAUUUUUGUUGUGGGACAAGAUAAGCCCCAAAGGGUGUAGAUUUUUCUAAGAGUGUAUACGUACAUAAAGAAGGCAUUCAAGUUGUGUUCUACUUUUUGUGUUGUGCUUAGCUCUGGUUGUAUGCUUAGCACAUGCCAUAAUUCAAUUUGGAUGAAUCUCAUCAUUUUUUUACAGUGUGACACGGCUUUUUCUCAUGUCACUUGUAUUUUGAAACCUGAAAAUGUAAGUUGCACAGUGCUUGCCAGAGCCAUGCUAACUCCGUCCAUUUGCCUAAUAUUUGGCAUUUUAAUAGCUGUGAUGCCUGUGGCAAGUACCAGAGCAGCUCCUUAAUACUGCAUCUAGGCAUUUAACUUGACAACAUUUUGUUGGCCAAAUGAGUAAUCUCAGAGAUAGCUGCCUUAGCAGCAUUGUUUUACAUCAGAUGCAGUUCUUUGUGUUGUGCAUUCCAUUUUAAAGCUGUUUGUUGAUUUUGCUCCUUGCUUAUUAUUACAGUAUGUGGAUAGUUUCCCUUAUGCAAAGGGUGAAAUGUCCUUUUUUUUGUGUGUGUGAGUGCGCGUGUUUGUGCAUGUGUGCGCAUGUGUUGAGUGAACACAGGCAUCUUGCCACUUUUUUAUAACCGGUGAUGCCACCUGAAACAUUACACACACAUCACUCACCAUACAGCAUAUCAUCUGCAUCCAGUUCCAGGCAGAGCACACUAAUAUUUGACUGUUGCUCUUUUGUUUGCCAGUGGCUUACCAGUGAAAUCACAUACCAUUCCUGUUACUGAUACUUCUGUCGUGUUACUAAUAUGUAAUAUUGAAUGCUGCAGUAAGACAAGAAAAACAGGAGUAUAAUUGUCAACUUUUCUUAUAAUUAUAUGCCAUUAAAGCAGAUAUGAUUUCCGGGUUCAAUCCCAGAUGUGGUAACCACAUUCUUGUAAGAGUGGAACUCAAAAAAUGCUCAUGUAUCGUGCAUUGGGUGCACAUUAAAGAACCCCAGGUGAUCAAAAUUAAUGUGGAAUCCCCCACUACGGCAUGCCUCAUGAUCAGAUCAUGGCUUUGGCACUCAAAACCCCAGAAUUUUAAGCACAUUUAUUUCCAUGAAUACAUAUUUUGAUUUGUUAGUAAUUUAAAUGUUGCAAUAAGGUGAAAUACACAGCUCUUUGCUUGUUACACAACAGUUUCUGUGGUUAUUGUUGAUGCCUUGCAUGAAUAAUGACAAAAAAAAAAAUUAAUGUGCACAUCUUUUGAUAAGCUUGCCAGUUUGCAUGCAAAGUUAGAAAUCUGGCUUAACAAAUGAUGUGCUGCCUGUUUUGGAUAUUUCCAUGUAACUUCAGGCGACGGUGCUGCAAUUUAGUGUGAUAUGCUUGUUUGCAGUACGCAGUAGAUCGGUGCUCCAUUGAGCAGGGCAUAUGAUGGCACAGGAAUGAGAAAGUGUGGCAGAUAUGAAGCAUAUACUUAAUACAAUAGAGUACCUGCGAGCAGCCUGAUUUUUGCAAGUGUGAGGCCCCCCCUUUUUUUUUGUGACUAGAAUGAUAUGAUAAGGUAGUGCGAGUGAUCAUCGGUGCUCACAUGGUCAUUAUGUGUGUAGUUUUAUGAAAUGCAUUCUGCAGAAUUUCACACAGGGUGCUGCCUGUGAGCAAAGAUCAAAUGCAUUGUAGGUUUUGGCUAUGUGUGAUUGUAGCUGUAUUUUUGUAUUCAUAGAUUAAAUGCACAUUUUGAUACCAAGGUGAUAACAUGGUGCAACAGCAACACUUUGUCAUUUGACGAGUGCUCAGGUAUUCAAAUGAAACAUAACAGAGGAGGUAAUAACCAAGAGUAAUAUGCUUCUGGCAUAAUAAUGUUUCUGCGAGUAAUAAUUUUUCUUCAUCUAGAAACCUAUGAAUUUCCAUGUAUGUUGUAGUUGUGGAUAUUCAUAUAUAUGAUAUUCUGUAAGCUGAAGCAUUAAACACUUGUGCUUGUAAUAGUUGAAAAUAUUGUUUUGCCCUGUAAAAUAUAUCUUGUGGUAAGACUGUGUUUACUGACACCACAGAUAAUUGAAAUGAAUUUUUGUGUAGAGGUGCAACACAUUUUACAUCAUCAUCUGCUACUGAUUAUGUGCCAUGCAGAAUUUUGGUGUAAAUUUGUAUGAUGACCAAGUGCAGUCUAUUUUUUUAGAGAUCCAUGAUGUACUUUUGAGGGGUUUUCAUUUCAAGAAUGAAGCAUGUUUUUUAUACUUUGUGUAGAUAUUCUCUUGCUACAACAUGAUGCAUGCGCUCAUUCAGAUGAACUAUAUUCUGGGGAAAAAAUUGAGUAAUGUGAUGUAUGUAAGAGGGCUUUGUAUGAUAGAAUUAAUUUGGGCGCCUUUAUUUUGUGUUCACUUGAGGAUCUCUCUUCCGCACCUGGAUUUACAAGUGGCAUUUGUAGAAAGCUUGGUAUUAUUGGUCAAAUGUUGCUCAAGUUCUGUGCCACUUCCAUUUGUUUCAAAGUUUGCCAGUUGAGAAUUCUAGGUAAAAGAAUUGUUGCAGGUAGAAUUCGUGCAGUUGCCACAUAAUUAUGUGCAAAGAUAGAUGUUUCAUUACAUGCUAUAGAACCCCGUCUCAGUGAAAAACUUUAGCUUAACACUGAUGAAAAGUGGCCUUCUGAGUUGAUUAGAUACCAUUCACCAAGUUCACCAAGAUACCAUUCAAGUUGUAGGAACAUCAUGGCACACAGUUGUGUUACUUUGACUGUAUCUGUGACUCUUAGUGCAAGGUAGCUACUUCGUGAAUAGCAACCAGGCACUUUUGGUUGUGGUUUAGGUACAUUGUGCCUUAUUUUUUACUGUCCUGAACUGUUUCUCUGCUGUAUUGCUGGCAUGUGGCAUAACAUGUCUGAAGAGUGGCAUAUAGUUCUGUAAUGCACAUACAUUUUAUUGUUUAGUCAUACCUUAAUAACAUCAACAGAAUUUUGACUGCAAUUAGAGCCACUGCACUAGAAACAGAUCUCACAAUGCUUGAAGAUGCUGUUGCAUUGCAGAUGAAACAGACUGGAAGUAUGCUUUCAAGGCACUAUACAGCCAUUCUCUUUUUACAUUUGUGCUUGAAUUUUCAUUUGUUAGCUCACGUGUCUUGUAUAUCUGAGGUCUUUACAACUGAGAUUUUUAUAGACCUGUUACCUGGUUGCCAUUCUGGCAUCAUCCGUCCAGAGGUGUGCCUUUAACAGCUGCACAAUAAAGUUGUGUUGCAUUCAUGCCAGAA